AUGUUCGCGCGACGGGCGCGAGGGGUGAUCGAGCGCGCGGUGCGGGGCGUCGCGCUGCGCGAGCGGACGCCGCUCGACGGGGUGGCGACGUCGACGACGGGCGUCGCGGCGUUCGCGCGCGCGCGAUCGACGAACGCGACGUCGGAGCCGCUGUUGGUGACCAUGAUCGGGCUCAAUCGACCGUUAAACGCGGUGCACCGGAUGAUCGAAGCGAGUGGGGCGGAGAUUAAGGAAUCGCGGAACGUGAAGCUCGGCGGGCGGGCGAGUAACAUGUUCUUGGUGACGAACGCCGAUCCGAUGGCGCUGAAAAAGGAGUUCGAGGGCGAGUCGUACGACUUCUUCUCCGUGUUUCCGGCGCGGAACACGAUUCAGGACGUGAAGGGGCCGUACUGCGAGACGUCGCCGUUGUUGCCGUACGUGCGCAAGGCGACGCUGAACGUUCCGUACAAGAAGAACGUCGUCACGGAAAUCGCCGAUUAUCUGUGCAGCAAGGGCGUGACUCUGAGCCACAUGGACGAGUAUCGCUCGGGAAGAGAUGUCGUUUUGGAGUGCAUCAUGCACCUCCCCACCGGUCUCGCCGAGUUCCCGGCGAUUGACGACAAAAUAAUUCUCGAGCGUCUCGAGUCUCUCGGCGUCGUCGUCACCGAAUUCGGCCGAGUCGAAGGUAAGCCCAAGAAGAGCGCCGCCGCGUGA
Molecule: messenger RNA, 693 nt
Organism: Ostreococcus tauri
Lineage: Eukaryota; Viridiplantae; Chlorophyta; Mamiellophyceae; Mamiellales; Bathycoccaceae
Product: unnamed product
Exons: 1
Coding region: 1-693 (230 amino acids)
Source: RefSeq, a predicted model, not a curated record